AUGGGGUUAAAAGUUCCCACCGGUAAGGCCAUUAGUUAUUAUUACUUGGUAGAUGGUGGUUACACAAAUGGUGAGGGAUUUCUUGCACCAUAUAGAGGAACGAGAUAUCAUAUAUCCGAAUGGAGAGAUGGAUAUACAGUUGCAAAUCAUCAAGAAUAUUUUAAUAUGAAGCAUUCAAAAGCAAGAAAUGUAAUAGAACGAUGUUUUGGGUUGUUGAAAGCUAGGUGGGGCAUACUAAGGAGUCCGUCUUUUUACCCUAUAAAGACGCAAUGUCGGAUAAUUACAGCUUGUCUUUUACAUAAUCUCAUUAGGAGGGAGAUGUCCAUGGAUCCAAUGGAGCAUGAAGUGAAUGAAAUUAAUGAGGCAGAAAAUACAGUAGAAGGUGGUACGAUUGGGACUAUCGAACCAUCCAAUCAAUGGACUGCAUGGAAGGAUGACUUGGCCUUGCAACUAUAUAAUGAGUGGAGGGCAACUAGGAAUAACUAG
This is a messenger RNA of Prunus armeniaca (apricot), 486 nucleotides long. Lineage: Eukaryota; Viridiplantae; Streptophyta; Magnoliopsida; Rosales; Rosaceae. The record is from the annotation of a GenBank genome assembly.